Molecule: messenger RNA, 3328 nt
Organism: Nilaparvata lugens (brown planthopper)
Lineage: Eukaryota; Metazoa; Arthropoda; Insecta; Hemiptera; Delphacidae
Product: cGMP-dependent 3',5'-cyclic phosphodiesterase-like
Exons: 13
Coding region: 427-2373 (648 amino acids)
Biological process (GO): regulation of mitochondrion organization; negative regulation of receptor guanylyl cyclase signaling pathway; cGMP catabolic process
Cellular component (GO): cytosol; mitochondrial outer membrane; synaptic membrane
Molecular function (GO): 3',5'-cyclic-GMP phosphodiesterase activity; protein homodimerization activity; 3',5'-cyclic-AMP phosphodiesterase activity
Source: RefSeq, a predicted model, not a curated record
CAUAACCUGUUCACAUGUUCUGGAGUAGAGAAGAGAUGAGUAUUUUUCAGUGAUCAGUUCAACUACGCUAUCCUUAUCACGUUAUCAGUAAGAUUUUUCAAGUACCUUUACUUGAAAACCAUGUUAGUUUUAUUUAAUAAUGUGUGAAAGACUGUAUAUUUGGUUUAAUUUGUACUCAUCGUGCGGUUUGCAAGUGAAAUAGAACAUUUUAUAACUGUGGACAUAAUACUGUUAUUGACAAAAUAGAAGGAUUUACAAACGCCGGUUCUGUGAGAGUGGUUAUUUCUUCAAAUAAUAAUUGCACAUGAAAGAUAUAACUGAUUUCUACAUACUUAUCACCUAGGUGCUGUACGUUAGAGAGUUGAGAGAGAUGAACAGAAUCGCGUAGAGUGGUGAAGAGUGAGAGGGGUGAAGAGUGCUGAAGGUAUGGCUGGUGAUGGUGUGACCGAGGGGGGUGAACUCCCCCUGCAGGCCAACGACCCCCAUGCGCUGCUCGCCCUCUAUGCCAGUCUCAACGACAUGAAUGGAAACACCGUACAAAUCAAAAUCAACAAAUAUGUGGAGAAAUGUACUGGUGCCAUGUGCACUCUGAUGAUUCAGCUGUGGAAGGGGGAGAAGGAGGGCGUUGUCCAGGUUUAUGGAUCUCUACCUCUCGAACAAGAAGUUCGCUUUCCUAUCACGAGCUGGGCUCUGAAGAGUGUGCUGGAGGAGAAGUGCUGCUACUGUACACCCUACCAGAAGCUGGACGAAGGAUUGGUGGAUGUGAUCAGGAGGAAGACGGCAGAGAGCGCUCACAGCGUGCUGGUGCCCAUAGUCAAUGCAGACGGCGUCGUCGUCCUCGUCAUCUGCCUCCUCUUCCAGCAGGAACAGAGCAAACCUGCACAGAGUCGGCAUCAAGCCAUCGUCACUGAGUGUUUCAGGUAUUUCUAUAAACAAAACAACAUUACUUUUCAAAACUAUCCAAAAACAUUAAAUUCUCUCAUAAUAUUAAUUGUUUUGUUUAAAGGUGAUGUGAGAGACCUCAUAAAAGAAAUUGUAUGUGAGGCCUGCAAAUUAACAAAAGCAGAAAGCUGUUCAAUGUUUUUAUUAGAUGACAAAGGAUUCCUAGUAGCCAAAGUGUUCGACGGCAAAGAACCAAAAGAGGAGGUGAAAUUGAAAGCGGAGCAAGGUGUAGCGGGGCAUGUGGCUUCAACCGGAAAACUCAUCAAUAUUCGUGAUGCGUACUCCCAUCCGCUUUUCUAUAAUGCUAUCGACCAACAAACUGGGUUUAGAACAAGGAAUAUACUGUGCUUUCCGAUAAUAAACAAGGACAAGGUGAUUGGUGUGGUUGAGCUGUGCAACAAGAAGGAUGGCUACCACUUUGAUGUGUUUGACGAGGAAGUGGCCAUGGCUUUCAGUGUAUAUUGUGGCAUCAGCAUAAUGCACAGUCUGGUCUACAAGAGAGUGCAGGACGCGCAGGCGCGCAACAAAUUGUCCAACGAACUGAUGAUCUAUCACAUGAAGGUUGCUGAUGAAGACGUCAGACAGUUGACCAACUGUCGUGAAGAUCAUAUUCUAGCCUUUCCUGAAUUCUUCGAUUUUUCCUUUCCUACUCGAACUAUACCAAGGAAAGUGACAGUCCAUAUUGCAUUUCAGAUGUUUGAAGUUCUAGGGUUUGUGAAACGAUUUCAGAUUGACCGAGACCAUCUCGCUAAGUUCCUGUUGUAUAUACAAAGAGGCUACAGAGACACGCCCUAUCACAACUGGGAUCAUGCGUUCUCUGUCUUUCAUCUCCUUUGCCUUCUCCUUAGGAAUUUGAACCUAAUUGAAAAAGGUCAUCUAACGUGGGUGCAAGGGCUGGCACUGGUGGUGUCGGCCGUCUGCCAUGACAUCGACCACCGCGGCACCAACAACCAGUUUCAAAUGGCCUCCGGAACCAUCCUCGCCAGUCUCUACAGCUCCGAGGGCUCUGUCAUGGAGAGGCAUCACGUCUCGCAAACCAUGUGCAUCCUAAACACUGAAGAUUGCAAUAUUGUCAGUCAUCUAAAUGAACAGGAAUAUAAGUCAUUCAUUGAUCUCGUAUCACGUCUAAUCAUAGCUACAGAUUUGUCGAACCACUUUCGGGUGAUCGACAGCCAGGGAGCGAUGGCGAGAGAGGGCUAUGACCCGACCAACAGCCAGCACCGCGAGCUGCUGCUGCAUCUGCUCAUGACGUGCGGCGACCUCUGCGAUCAGAUCAAGCCCUGGGAAGCCUGUCACAAAGUCACUGUCAGUACAACUCAACUACAUUCUAAUUUCCGAUAUUUUUACUUUGAAAAACUGUUUAUUCUACAAAAACGAAAUACUAGAGCUAGGGCUUUGUUCUAUGUGUAUAGUCAUAAAGCUUUCAAUUAAUCACGAUUAAUUCAAUUAUAUGAUGAUAUUGAUGUGCUCGAAAUGAAUUAACACUGAUAUAACAUGCUGGCAAGAAAGUCUCAAUAGGUUUUAAGCAUCUAAUAAUAAUAUUGUAUGUGGGUUUCAUGGUUCACUAGUUUCUGCUCAUUUUUAUUUUUAUCUUUAAACAUGAAUUAACUAUUUGAAGUAUACUAUAUGUUACUACCAAAUUACCUUUAUCAGAAUUGAAUCCAAAUCAAAAUAUUAAAUCUAGCAUUGCACCUCUCAUCAACAUCAUAAUUCAUGUUUGUUUGUUUGUUGCAUUGAGAUGCCUCUAUUGUCAUAGAUUUCUAUAGGGAACAAUUUGUUUUUUUAAUUAAACCAUCUAGGAAAGUUGAUAGAUUAACUAUCCAAUAAUCCAUUCAUUAGAAAUUCAGAUCUUGAAAACCCUUGAACCCUCCCAUAUUAUCAGGAAUAAUGUAUUUGGAAAAGUUCAUCUACAUCUUGAAUUUCCUAAACCGUCUUGACAUGCGAUAAAUCCGCUUCAAUAAUAAUAUUCAACAUGUUGUGUUCCAGGAUUUUGUGUCAGCUGUAUCCAGAGCAAACUCAACGUUGUCUGAAGAUGAUCGAAGCCAACCGAGAGCAUUGGGAAGGAAACUGCUGAAUUUGCUAACAGUAAUAGAAGUUGCUGAAAUUUUAUAUCGAAUUUUACGGACAACUUGUAACAGUGCAAGGAAGAUUUUGAUGUUGAUAGGUUCUAUAUAAUAUGUACAAGUAAUAGAAGAAAUAUAUGUCAUUUAGUUAAUUCCAUAGAAAAAUUGAGAGUAGGAGGCAUUUGCUGAUCAUGUGUAUUAAUCUCGUAUAAUGUUUAUUAGUAUUUAAGAAAUGAUAGAUUUCGACUAGUUGUGCAUGAAUGCCAUAUAACUCAUCAUUAUUUGAAAGCUCAUAGACUGUCAUGGGUUUCACUAUCACGAAU